Messenger RNA from Cyprinodon tularosa, 2137 nucleotides. RefSeq names its product leucine-rich repeat-containing protein 14. The record is from RefSeq and is a predicted model, not a curated record. Lineage: Eukaryota; Metazoa; Chordata; Actinopteri; Cyprinodontiformes; Cyprinodontidae. The transcript has 3 exons. Gene Ontology annotation, cellular component: cytoplasm. Bases 280 to 1956 code for a protein of 558 amino acids.
AUAGAAAAGAAGAAGACGAACUGUAAACUGUAAACAUUUCUCAUGUUCAGUUAGCUAACAUUACCUGUCUACUUUACCAGAGAGCAUUCAAGCAAGUCUAUAUAAGUUAUUUCUGCUCUUUAUUACCGUAGCUAUCAGAUGAAGUCGUAAAAACUUAUUGACAGCAAAGAUAUUCUGUUACUGUUUUUAAAUUUAGUUGGGAGCUGGUUUAGCCCAGCUAGCUUACCGUGGGAUGAGUUAAGAGAGCGCUACGUAUAUGUUUUCCUUCAUUUUCUCACCAUGGUGCAUUCGUUGGUGAGCAUUUGUGCCAAGGAGGUGGUCAGUGACCACAGCUCGUCACCCACCUGGCUCCGCUGGGUUCCCAGAGAGCUUUACGGACCGCUGCUGGAGGCCUCCUUCGCCUGCUGCAGACCAUUAGCUGUGGGAGAACUGGUGCAGCGGUGGCCGGAGCGGACCCUCCGAAUAGGAGGACGGAGUAAAGCCGGGGAGACUGCUCCUAGUCGCCUCUGCAUCCAGGCUCUGCUACUGGGUGUGGUGAGAGGACUGACGGACCGAAGGUCAGCCCUGCAGAUACUGGACAUUAGUGGCCUGCAGAAAGAUGAGGGAGGAAUAGGGGAGCCCAUGGGAGGCUGGUCUCUGACCGUCGCGCUCUGCACAAUGGUGGUCCAGGCCAAAGCCGGAGCACAGAGGGCUAAGAGGAAGGAAGGAGACCGAGAGAGGAAACGAUUUUCAGCACUCGAGAGGGAAAGAGAUUUAAAAAGAGAGAGAGGCCAGAGGAUAGAGUCAAGGGCAUUACAGGAUGAUGAGACAUGCGGGGAGAAGGCGGGGUCCAAGGGUCCGAUCAGUGAGCAGGAUCUUAUUAAAGGGGUGCGAAGGAGGAUGGAGAUGGAAAGGAAGAGAGGUAUCGUAGCGACAGGUUCAGGAGGGAGUAAACUUGAAACAGAAGAAAAAGAGGCAUGCUGUGAGGUGCUGGUGCAUGUUAAAGCUGAUCUUUUUGUAAACGCCCGAUCCUGGGAUCGUGUACGCUCAGCUCUGAGCGCUGCAGGACCCUUAAAGCUACAGUGCAGAUACCUAAGAGUGGAAGAAAUAUCAGUGUCCAGUAUCAGAACUCUGCUAAACCUGCUGCCACGCAGGGCGCUGUUGGGCAUAGACAUUCGUUACAGUUUCCUUGGAGUCGCUGGCUUGGCGGAACUGCUGCCUCUGCUGUCCACCUUCCCUGAACUGAACUCUUUGCGGCUCCAUUACUGCAACCUGGAUAUUCGUAGAGAAAGCUUUGGUCAGGAGGAAGUCCUGAGGAACCUGUCGCAAGGGCUGGCAAACCUUCAAGAACUGCGACAACUCAGCCUUACUACUCUGCGUCUGCCUGGACAGCUGCGGGUGUUGCUCAGCUCACUGCCUCAGCCCUUAGAGGUUCUGGAGCUUCCCUAUUUGAGUGUUAGUCCAGCUGACCUUGCCUAUCUGUCCUGCAGCCAUCAUGCCUCCUCUCUGCUGCAGCUGGAUCUAAGCGACAACUGUCUGGAUGAAACCACCAUACCCUCUAUCCGCCGACUCCUUUCCCAGGCUUCCAGCAGCUUGCAGCACCUCUCUCUGAGCGGCUGUGGCCUCACCGAUGGUCUUCUUAGCCGCUUGUUGCCAACACUGGCAGGCUGCUGGGCCCUUAAAAGUUUGGCUUUAGCUUUGAACCCACUGUCCUUGGCGGGUCUGAUUGCCCUGGUGCAGACGGCAGCAAGAAUGCCCUGCCUUCGACAGUUACUCUACCCAAACCCUCUGGAAGACUACCAGCCUGGGCUGCCUGACCUGCCCUCUAGCGCCCAGCUGUUGGAGUGGCCUCUGGAUGAAUCCACAGACAUGAACAUGACUAGCAACCAGCUCAAUAAGGUGCUGAUGGACAGCGGACGCACUGACCUUUUCUUAACCUGUGACCUGCUCAAUUAUGAUAAAGACUUGGUGGUCUAAAGGAGGGGAAUUCAGUGCUAUCAUACAAGCAGCAAAAUCCACACAAAUUUCAAAAUCAUAGUUAAACCUCAUUAAAGGGCUUUGUCCCUUUUAAUCUAUAUUUUCUGUUCUUAGGGUAUCUGUUAGACUGCAUUUGUAAAAAUACCAGCCUCUCCCACCUUAAGCCCAAAAAAGUGGCGCA